CUUUGUUCAUCAAAGUGAGGCAUCAUCCCAAUUCUAACUUCCAAGACUUCGGCACAAUGCUUUUAUGUGAAUAGAUUUUUAAUCAGAAGCUUGAUUGGCUGUUUGUCUUAUCAUGACUGUGAAGCAUUUCUCAGUGGAGUACGACAGGGGGAAUGAGCAAGGAACCUACUCCCCAGGUGAUAUUCUUUCUGGGAAAGUGACAGUGGUAACCAGCAAAGAGAUCAAAGUGCAGAGUUUUUUGGUCAGAGCUAAAGGAAAAGCUAAAGUGACUUGGUAUGAGCAGGAAGGACAAACCUCAGUGGCUUACUGCAACAAGAAGAAAUACUUCUAUUUUGAGCAUAUAAUUCUUCAAGACAAAAAAAAGGGAGAUGGUUCAGAAAUCAUAGGCCCUGGGAUAAAGGUUUUUCCAUUCAGCUUUGUGAUUCCAAGCAGAGACAUGCCUUCAUCUUAUAAAGGUAAAUGGGGUGAGAUCACGUAUAGUUUGAGAGCUCAUUUGACUCAGUCAAUUUGGUUGGUACACAAAACCAAGACUGAGUUUCCCUUUCUGACCAAGUCAGAGUUCCCCUUUGCCUCCAAAUCAGAAAUGAUAAUCAUUGGGCUGAAGGAGCAACAGCACGCAACCAGGAUUUCAUUUUGUGGCUCUGGGAAGGUUGCUAUGAAUGUUACCUCUGAAAAAAUGGGCUUAAAGCAAGGUGAGGCAAUGGGAGUCUCUGUGGAAGUAAUCAAUGACUCGGCACGCUCUGUAACACCUAAGUUCUACCUUUGUGAGAAGCAGACCUUUGUGGCACAGUCAAAGAGGAAAACACAAACAAAGGACAUCUUGUUCGGGAUAGGAGACGCAGUUCCUGCCGAGAGCAGUCAGACUGUAACCAAAGUGUUGAUUAUCCCUCCAUAUCUUCCUGCUACCUUCUUCAACUGCAGCUUGAUGAAUCUUGAGUACAAAAUCAAGGUCAUCCUUAAUGUCCCUUUGCGGAGAGACUCAGAAAUUAAACUUCCUCUGGUCAUCCUGCAGAGUUCGCCAGCACCUCUUCCCCAAAAAACCAGGAGACCUAUCUGUUUCAGGACACUUCCUGGUUAAAAGGACAGUUCUGAGAAAGGAAGAUGGAUAUAAUGGUAUUAAUGCAAGUCGGUGUUAUUUUAAAUUAAUUGAUAAAAGUAGCUACAGUGAUCACUUUUAAAGUUGGGUCUAUGUUAAAGUAACUUCUGAUGGUGGUAAAACAUUAUUCAGUAUAUACUGUACAUGUCCACUAGAUGGCAGUGUCAGCAACUUUUGAGUAAUGGCAUAUUUAAUUUGAAUGUUUUUGUGUACAUAGGUGCAUUAUUGUAUAGUGAAAUGUAGUGAAUCAAAGUAAGACUUGAGAUCAAAUGUAUGAGAUAAUCCAGUUUUACUUGGGAAGAAGAUAUUGACACAUUUUUAAAAUUUAGUUGUGCAGAACAACUAUAGCUUAAAAAAAAUAUAGAAAUAAAAAAAAACACACACACUUUGAGGAUAAUUUAACCACAAAACCGAAA
Cyprinodon variegatus (sheepshead minnow) is the source of this 1512-nucleotide messenger RNA. RefSeq names its product arrestin domain-containing protein 3-like. The transcript is spliced from 6 exons. The record is from RefSeq and is a predicted model, not a curated record. Bases 113 to 1078 code for a protein of 321 amino acids. Gene Ontology annotation, cellular component: plasma membrane; cytoplasm. Gene Ontology annotation, biological process: protein transport. Lineage: Eukaryota; Metazoa; Chordata; Actinopteri; Cyprinodontiformes; Cyprinodontidae.